CUACCGUCUCUUUCUCAUUUCAUCGAAAAAAUUGCUGGCGCCUAAGGUAUUUAUCGUCUCAGCCCAAUUGUCAGUUGUUUUGAACUACAGGAUUCUGAUGUGGUUCGUUUCCCAAAAUGGUCCUUCUAACCCGGGAGCUCAUUGCGAGAAUUAUUUAACUGGAGACAUCCAAGACAAACCAAUGCACCCCUUGCUCGAACACUUGAUCCCCACCCAACAACAAUCUUUGCAUCGAGAAUUUGAAUUUUGCUACGACGUCUAGCCAAACCAUAGAAGAUGGGUCGCCCCCCUACCAGUGGCUAUUGCCGCACUUGCCGACGGAGGCGGGUGAAAUGUGACAGGCUUCGCCCUGCCUGCGAAAAGUGCCUCAGGUCUGGCCACCCAUGUGGGGGGUACGAACUCCCAUUGCGGAUGCAGCAUUUUACCGCAACUGUCGAUCCAAGCGGAGCUCAGCAAUUGAGUCGGAUUUCUAACACGACGAAAACGACACUUCCGCCGCCGACCAUGGUUCAAGAGUUGACGUUGACUGCUUUUCGCGAACAAAUCGCAUUCUCGCACCUAUUGUCGAAUUACCGAUGGGGACCCUUUUGGAAGCCUGUCCUCCGUGUUUCCUUGGACGGAGCCACGCAGUCUGAUGUUGUGAAAGCUGACUACACCGGAAGCCUGGCGACAGCGCUUGGUUUUAUGGGUGCUAGGGUCAACGAGCCCACGAUGCUUGCUGAGGGCUACGAGCUGAACGGGCGGGUGAUACGUGCGCUGCAGUCAGCAUUGCUGACCAAGUCAAAGAUUGACUUGGCCAAUUGGGCUGUUACAAUCACAAUACUGAGCCUUUACCAAUUUGCUGUCGACCAGGAAGUCAAUAUUCCGCAUUACUACGGGAUGGCAAGAAUUGUUGAAUGGUGCGGGCCCGAGUGCUUUCAACAUGAGCCCAUGCUGACAAACCUGCGUCACAUGAGGGCUCUACAUGCUUGUAAAUGCUUCAAUAAAGAUGAAGGGACUUUCUUCGCUCAAGAGCGCUGGAAAAUCUUGCCAUGGUUGCACCAUCCGAAAACCUCGCACGAUCUUUUGAUGGACAUUUGUGUCGAUAUUCCCGGGCUGACCUUUUCAGUCGCAUCUUCAGCCAAAACACUUUCCACAGAACAAAAAACUGCAUCUUCUGCCGCGAUUCACGAAAUGCUAUCGAAGCUGUAUGACUGGAGAAGAGUAUGGGAAAGUAACAACCGGCACGCCGCCAUGGAGGUGUUCACACCGCUGAAAGAAAACAUCAUCUGCAGCCCUUGGGUUCAAAUGCUAUUGUCACGGCCAUUGUUACUCAACACAGCUCAGCAGGCCGCCGAGAUGCUUAUUUAUAACUCUGCACUGGUCCAACUUAUGAAUCUUCAGGAUUUCCUGCAGACUGGAAAUCGAUUUCCCGAAGCUCUUCCGACCAUCAUAAACCAGGCUAUACUUAGGGGGCCAGAUCAGCCCUUGUACAUGCCAGAAGACAUUAAGCACCGUUGGCAGCCAUCGAUCGAAGGGCUACGGAUAAUGCGAUUGGUGAAGAAUAUCUUCACGUCUAGUGAGGAUUCUGUCCUCAUCUCUCUUUCGCCUAUCGGCAUCAUCUAUAACUCCUUGCUUGCAACUGAGGGUAUGGGGCGCUUUUUUCUUUCUUUGAUAACAGUUCCAGAUGAUUACGCAAGAACAGACGAAGAGCUUUCUAUUUUUCGUCUCUGGAAAUCUUCUGAGCACAUGUACACAUUUAGAUAG
Molecule: messenger RNA, 1746 nt
Organism: Colletotrichum destructivum
Lineage: Eukaryota; Fungi; Ascomycota; Sordariomycetes; Glomerellales; Glomerellaceae
Product: Putative zn(2)Cys(6) fungal-type DNA-binding domain-containing protein
Exons: 4
Coding region: 277-1746 (489 amino acids)
Biological process (GO): regulation of DNA-templated transcription
Molecular function (GO): DNA-binding transcription factor activity, RNA polymerase II-specific; zinc ion binding
Source: RefSeq, a predicted model, not a curated record